CCGCGACCACCUGAGGCGUUUACUAUCCCGCUGCAUAUCCCCCUCACCUGCAAGGCCUGUGCCUCCUGCUCCUCCUCCUCCUCCUCUACCUACUUUAUCUCCUUGGAGAAGAGCACCUGUUUGUCCACAGAUCCUCACCUGCCGCAUGUGAAUGAGCUGUGUCCUCAAGUCCUCCUGUUCUUACUCCACCAGAGCUGGACAUGGCAUGCUCAGACUUAAUCAGCAUCGCGAGCAAUCGUUUGACAUCGGCACCUGUCAAAGACUGGCCGGACCUCUGGCAGUACAGUGCAGUUUGACAGCAGAUAUUGAAAAGCAAAGACCUACAAAAGAAUCUGUUGUGCACGAUCGUGUAGUUCUGAACCUAACGCCGAAUGUAAUCUUAUUUAUUUUUCUCAUCACAGUAGUUUCCACAGCUCCGUUCACAUCUACUUGCUCACGCUUGUAGAGUGAAAGCGUCCACGAAGUUUUAUAUUUACGGUUGGGAAGUGGGGAGAAUGAGAAAGAUGUGUCACGUGGAUAGGGUGCAUAAUCAGGCUGUUUGCCCGUCGUUUGCCUCAAGUGAUCCCGUACCUUUUUGUUCUCAGCACCUGAAAUCGACAUGCGUGAUCACGCCUGUCAUCUGAUGCAUAGGAUGGAGCACAUUCUACUGAGGAUUGAAUAUGAGUGGGCGAGAUGCAGUCAUAGAGUUCAAGCUCCAGUCUACAAGGUGUCUUGUCAACAAGAGGCCUAGCUAAUGAUUUCAUCGGUACGCAGGCUGCACGAAUUCAAUUUGUGAUGGUGAAUAUGCUGCUUACUGAGAUUGAAUCUCGUCUGGCACAUACGAGUCCCAGAAAAGCUUACCCACUGUCUGCAGGAAUUUCAACUCAACACAUUGGUCUGUUGCUGCAAUUGCGUAUGCAACUAUGUUAACAGAGGACAAUCUGUCUAUGGCAAAUAUGCUCACAGCACUCUUAAACCUCGAUGAAUCAGUCUUGGACAUGGACCAAGUGGAAAAUCUGAUAAAGAUUUGCCCCACAAAGGAGGAGGUGGACAUGUUGAAGGCUGGUGAGGAACGAAGUUUAGACAAUUCUGAGCAGUUCUUUUUGGAGAUGAUGAGAGUACCGAGAAUCGAGAUCAAAUUAAGAGUUUUCUCGUUCAAGCUGCAGUUCACGACAAAGGUCGCUGAGCUGUGGAAGAAUCUUAUGACAUUGCAAGAAGCUUCCAAAGAGGUUACAGAGUCGAAGAAGUUUCGGCGUAUCAUGCAAAACGCUAUCACGUUCGCCAAUUCUUCAUCCAACCAAGGAAACCUCAAUGAGUCAGAUGUAGGACUUAAGCUGGAGAGUCUUCUCAAACUCACAGAUGACUCGCCUGUCAGCAACCCUAAAAAGAAGUUGAUGGAGAACUUUUACAAGAUGAUUUCUGAGAAGGAAGCUGAUCUGCUAGGCUUUCACAAAGAUCUUCGACACCUGGAAGGCGCUUCAAAGAUCCUUUUGACGACAAUGGCGGACGAAAUGCAAGGCAUUAUAAGAGGAUUGCAAAAACUGGGACAGGAGCUAAAUGCUUCAGAAAAGGAUGGGCCCAUUUCUGAGGGGUUCCGAUCUGUGUUGAAGACUUUUCUCAAAUCAGCCGAAUCUGAUCAUAGAUCGUUGGCAACCUUCUACCUUGAAGUGGGAAGAGAUGCCGAUUUGUUGGUGCAAUUUUUCGAUAGAGAUCCUGCUCGUUGUUCAUUUGAGCGAGUGACUUCAAUUCUCUUCAAUUUUGUUACUGCGUUCACAAAAGCAGGUGAUGAGAACAUCAAGACAGACAAAGAGAGCAAGGAUGUUGCGGUUCCUCUGACUCCAGACGGCUCCAAAGUUUGUGCGUAGGGGGUUACAUUGCUCAGCAGAACGAACGCAUUUGAUCACUACGAUUCGAUGGAUCGAACUGACCAUCCAUUUCUGAAUGGAGAUUAGAUCUGCAUAAACGAUCAUGCCAUGCCAGAGGCACACUUCUCAAACAGUCGCGUAAACUGCAGAGAUGCACCUUCAGCUCUUAGCCUACAGUAGUUAGUACAGUAUCAUGGCUGUGAGAAGGAAAUUUUGUGGCCUUCCUUGAAAACAGUUAGGAUCUCAUUAGAUUCCUCCACAUACUUAGCUCGAGGGAGUAGAUCAAGUUUUUCUGUAUCGUUCCCAUUUCCAAGCUUACGGGUGAUCUCCCCACGACUUUCUAGCUCAAACAUUCGGUUAGUCAGAGACACAGAGUCCGAUCCCGGCUUGUGACGUAGAUUUGGUGCACUUGGGAUUUCUUGCCGCAAACAGGGCUAGAAAUGUAAUGCGGUGUCCUCUAUUUGUCCAGACACCAAGCACAUGUGACCUACUCCGAAGAUUAUUUUCCUUCGCUUCCGAUGAACCUGUUUCUGUAUGACUCUGACCUUACACGGAACGUAGUAAAUCGCAUUAUGCUUGAGAAUGUGAACUUCCAACAUCAACCAAGCUUUUCACGAAUGCUGCAAAGCAAUGGCACUUUUUAGACAAAAGUCUUACCUACAUCGAAGCCCUAUAAACUU
Marchantia polymorpha subsp. ruderalis is the source of this 2524-nucleotide messenger RNA. NCBI's taxonomy places the organism in Eukaryota, Viridiplantae, Streptophyta, Marchantiopsida, Marchantiales, Marchantiaceae. The record is from the annotation of a GenBank genome assembly.